CAUAGUGCACCUCAGUUUUCAUUUCAUACCAGCUGAUAAGUCAAUGUGUUUGUUGUUUGUGCAAUAUGAUACAGGAAAUACGAUUUAUUUUAGCAAUUUUUUUAGUUAUAAGUUCAUUCUCUAAUUCACUUGCCGAAAAUGAGGAUGACGUAUCGACUGAUCUCUAUGUUAUUGAAGGAAAAGUUUUUUCAUGGGAAAAUGCAGGUAAUACCCCUUGGCAAUUAAUGACUCAUGUUAUGGCCAAUGGUGGAGAGUAUUAUGGAUUUCUUAGGGAAGAUGGAACAUUUACCAUAUCAAAUGUACCUUUUGGAUCUUACGUAAUAGAAGUAAUUAAUCCAAAUUAUGCUUAUGAACCAGUUAGAGUAGAAAUUAAUUCUAAAGGGAAAUUUAGAGCAAGGAAGGUUAAUUUAAUACAAACUUCACAAGUUAUUCAAGUACCAUAUCCAUUAAAAUUGAGACCUCUGACGCCAUUUAGAUAUUUCCAAAUGAGAGAGCAAUGGCGUGUGACUGAUUUCCUCUUUAACCCUAUGGUUUUCAUGAUGAUAUUACCAUUAUUGUUCAUCAUAAUUUUACCUAAGAUUAUGAAUGAUCCUGAAACGAAAAAGGAAAUCGAACAGCUGAAUAAUCUGACAAGUUACAAUAUGCCAGAAAUGUCGGAAGUAAUAACAUCAUUCUUCUCUAGUGGAGAAAAACAGAAGGCAAAAACAGUAAAAGCAGUGAAAAAAAGACAAUAAAAUUAGACUCUCGUUCUAAUUUAUAUUUCAUCGAUUAGAAUUUGUAAUAUAACUACGUUUUUUCACAAAACCAACAAUAUUUUAUAACUUCACAGCUUUUUCACUGCAAUCCGACCAUAAAUUUCUUCUUUCCAAUUUUAGAUUACUCUAAAUUCAAAUUAUAUGAAAUAAUAGUAGUAUA
Molecule: messenger RNA, 915 nt
Organism: Ceratosolen solmsi marchali
Lineage: Eukaryota; Metazoa; Arthropoda; Insecta; Hymenoptera; Agaonidae
Gene: EMC7
Product: ER membrane protein complex subunit 7
Exons: 4
Coding region: 66-734 (222 amino acids)
Cellular component (GO): EMC complex
Molecular function (GO): carbohydrate binding
Source: RefSeq, a predicted model, not a curated record